Molecule: messenger RNA, 2070 nt
Organism: Penaeus vannamei (Pacific white shrimp)
Lineage: Eukaryota; Metazoa; Arthropoda; Malacostraca; Decapoda; Penaeidae
Product: galactosylceramide sulfotransferase
Biological process (GO): glycolipid biosynthetic process
Cellular component (GO): membrane
Molecular function (GO): galactosylceramide sulfotransferase activity
Source: RefSeq, a predicted model, not a curated record
GAUUAAUUCGUGAAAAAAAAAAAAUCUCCGGGUUGGAGUGACGAAGCCUGAACAGGAGCGUGCAGGCGUCAGUCAACUCUGAAAAGUCUUGGCGGGUCGACGCACUGUUGGUUGCUCGUCAAUGUUUGGAAUUUUCGUCUUGUGAAUUAUUCAAGAUCUGACGUUUUUAUGACAAGAGACGCCGCGUGGAACCUCUUGUGAAAUUGCAAGACAGCUACAACGAGAGAUAGAUUCUACGUGAUUCGCCAGCCAACCUAUGAAAAAGGAAUCAAGGGAGACGCCGACGCUGACUCCAUCAGAUUUUAAUGUCCACUCGAGAAAAGCUGUAUCAAUCAUCUUCCAACAUGAAUAACAUGAGCUAAAACGACUUUGCGUAUAUGCACGUUUACCUAUGAAUCCGACCCUCAAUGCUCAAGCUCCACCGCCCAUAUCCGCCCAUACUUGGAACAAAACGCCCAUAAAAUCACGAAAAAGACUCGCGUUUUACUUUUACAUUCAGGACGAUUAAGGUCUCCAAAUUUUCCUCGCUUCCUGAAGUUAAACAUUUCCACCAUGAGGUCGAAGAUUUAUUUAAUGGGGAUCCUCGCCGUGGUGGUCUGUUUAAUCGUUAUCGCCGUCCAUACACCAAAGAUUCAACAUUUUCUAACAAGAAUGGCACCAUCCACUAAGCCAGUGAGAGGCUUAGGAGGCCCGGCGAAGCCUUGCGUCCGUCAGAAUUCAGUGUACUUCCUCAAGGUCCCGAAGUGCGCGUCCACGACUAGCUUACAGAUCUUCGUCGCAUAUGGGGUCAAGUACGGGCUGACCUUCGCUCUGCCUGUCCACGUUGGACCGAAACCUAUAUCUCCAAAGAUUUUAGCGCCAGAGUACCAUGGAUCCCCUGACGGUCGCUACAACAUGGUAGUGUCCCACAUUCAGUUCAGUAAGGCAGGAGCAAAGCAGGUGAUGAAAAAAUCAGCCAAAUAUGUCGCAAUAGUACGGGAACCAGCUGCUCGCUUUGAGUCCAUGUGGUAUUUCGCACAAUAUGAAAAGAAACUUGGCAUCAACCUUACGACUUUCAUCAACGCAUCGCAUCGUACAUAUAAGCAAAAUGGUAGACUCAAUAUAAUUGCGAAUUAUUUUGGAGUCAAAGAUCCCCGCGAUGACGUACCAGAAGGUGAAGUACUUAGCAAGGCGAGAUGGCUCAAUGAGACCUUCAACUUGGUGAUGGUUGCCGAGAGGUUCGACGAGUCGCUGGUCCUCCUGAAGCACCUCAUGUGCUGGAACACCGAGGACGUCGCCUACGUCGAGGCCAGGGUUCGGAGGCCCACUUACAGGACCGAACUCUCGGAGGCGCAGAAGGACAGGCUUCGGCAGCUGAACAGGCAGGAUGUCAUUCUGUACAAGUUCUUCAGGGAAAUUUUCGAGGAGAAAGUCAAGGCCUUCGGCGAGGAGAGGAUGCAGAGAGAGGUCGAGGAACUUCGCCAAGCGAACGCUCGACUCAUCGACGACUGUGGAGCUAAACUCACAGGGUCAAGGGGGACUGUGAAAACUUGGGAAGUAAUCAACAACUCAAGUAUUUGUAUAAUGAUUACACUAGAUGGAGCUGUUAUCCAAGAGCAACUGAAGAAAAGGCAAAAGAUGUGGGUAGCAAGCAAUUUGACUUUCGACCUGUCAACGUGGACAUUUACCUAAAUGAACGAUGAAGUUCGGAAAUUUGAAAUAUAUGAGUCAAGACAAACUAAAUGAAUUUUAUAUAUGAAUUUUAUUUUGAUUUUGCCCCCUCUCUCUAUUUCCUCAUUUGCAAGAAGUUGGUUUUAAGUAUUUGUUCAGGUCUCACGUUAUCAAACUAAUGUAAGAUGUGAAAGUAUGUUCAGCUCACUGUCCAAUUUAUAAUAUGAAUUUUAAUAUAUACAGAAAUAAUAAACAAAAUAUGUUGUAAUGCCAGAUUUAGUUAUCAUUUUAAGGAUGAUAUUCAAGACCUUAUAGAAACAAUCAAAAUAUAAGGAUGAAUCCGUAUUCAAACAAUUUCAAUGACAAAAAAAAUGUUACUGCAUUAUUAUUAUUGUGAUGAUAAAGACGAGGAAGAGUAGG